CAAAACGCUCAUCCUGACCCACAUACUUCCGCUUUGCUGUUUGAACUGACAGGAGGAAAACAAUGUCUGACGUGGCUAAAGAGAAGGCGGCGCGUCUGCUGAAGAAGAGAGGCAGCGUGUCUUCACUCGGUAGCCAUGAAGUCAAAGCGAGGGAGACAGCUGGCAAGACCAAGGACUCCAUAAGCACAGUGUCCUACAUCGAUGAUCCUGGUCACCACGAUGACAACCCACGCCCCACUGUACAGAUGGAGAACACCUACCAGCUUGGUCCGGUGAAACGUUUCCCGGUGCUCACCGUGAACAACAUUUUGAAGGAUGUGCUGACAAGUUACCUGCAGGAAGAGAAGUAUGAGCCAGAGCUUUGCCGGCAGAUGACCAAGACUAUAUCUGAGGUUAUUAAAGCCAGGGUCAAAGAGCUGAUGAUUCCACGAUACAAGAUCAUCGUGCAGAUCAACAUUGGACAGCUGAAUGACCAAAGCAUGCGCAUUGGAAGCAGAUGUCUGUGGGACCCAACCAACGACACUUUCUCCUCGCACACUUUCAAGAACCGAUCCCUGUUCGCCGUGGCCAGUGUUUACGCUGUGUACUUUGAGUGAGCUGCUGACUUGCUGCAGCCAGCAUGCCUUUGCAAAGGGGAUUUUUGUCUGCAUCGUGUCACAAAUGCCUCAUUUGUAUCAUCAAGCACAGGACCACAGAGAGAGAGCACUCCCACUUGCGCAGCACUCCUGCUCUCUUAUGUUUUUAGCUUUGGUGCUGUGUGCAAAAACACAACAUAUCUGUGUCAUGCACUCAUGUACUCUUCAAGAAUAACAUAGCCACGCACCACUGAGUGAGUGCAUUUUUGACUGAGUAUGAAAAUUAUGAAUAGAGUACUGUUAGUGCAUGUGACAAAAAACCUCCUAUUGUACAUCUCCAGCAUUUGCAAUAACAUUUAUUAGACAAUAGUAGCAAAAUAAAAUACAGGUAAAGCAUAUACACUUUUCUAAAUGCAGGUAAGGCUUUUUGCAUUGUGGAUCAGCAAAUCAGCACGAGGGGCUUGCUUUUAGCUUUUAGCAAUGAGCUGUGCCAUACAGGAGCUCUAUGUUUCUUCCAUUGUAAGGGAUUCAGACUGGAUGGUACUGUACACAUGAGGGUCAGUUUUCCCUUUAGUGAAGGAUCAGCAGUCUCUCACAAUGCAUCAUACAGAGUACUGUGCAUAAUACACAGAAGCUUGGGAUUUGUGGAGGGGCCUUUGGUCCAACCACUGUGCCACCCUGUCCUUAACUGUGAGUCAUGAAUUCAAGUGAACUCCAGAAUUUUUUUAUUUCCGUCUAUGAGCACUGCUUCAGUGUUAUAACUAUUGAAGUGGACAAUAAUUAUCCAAGCAUUAGAAAGAGUAACACUAGCUCAGUUUCCUACAUCUGUGGAGAGAGGUGUACAGUGGUUAGAUCGAACACACCUCUCACUAUUACUCUCUACAUGUUAUUUGAACUGUGUUAACAGUCCAGUGGUAGA
Messenger RNA from Megalops cyprinoides (Indo-Pacific tarpon), 1494 nucleotides. RefSeq names its product dynein light chain Tctex-type 5 (gene dynlt5). Gene Ontology annotation, molecular function: dynein intermediate chain binding. NCBI's taxonomy places the organism in Eukaryota, Metazoa, Chordata, Actinopteri, Elopiformes, Megalopidae. Gene Ontology annotation, biological process: microtubule-based movement. The record is from RefSeq and is a predicted model, not a curated record. Gene Ontology annotation, cellular component: cytoplasm; cytoplasmic dynein complex. The coding region runs from base 63 to 596 and encodes 177 amino acids. The transcript has 5 exons.